Stomoxys calcitrans (stable fly) is the source of this 1823-nucleotide messenger RNA. Its product is annotated as lysosomal acid glucosylceramidase. Bases 97 to 1725 code for a protein of 542 amino acids. NCBI's taxonomy places the organism in Eukaryota, Metazoa, Arthropoda, Insecta, Diptera, Muscidae. Gene Ontology annotation, molecular function: glucosylceramidase activity. The record is from RefSeq and is a predicted model, not a curated record. The transcript is spliced from 8 exons. Gene Ontology annotation, biological process: glucosylceramide catabolic process.
UUGCUUUAACUUAUGGUCAACGUAUAAUAGUCGUCCAUUAGCUCAGCUAAGAGCGAUAUUGGAUUUUAGCAUUGGGCAGUCAUUGCUUAGCACAAGAUGGAUUUAAGCUUUACGCAAAUUGGAAUACUACUUACACUACUGGUGGGCAUUGGUGCCGUCACCACACCCUGUAAUCUACGUCCAACGCCGGAAGGUGGUGUUUGUGUUUGCAAUUCCGAUCAUUGUGAUUAUCUUGAUGAUCCAACACCUGCCAGUGAAUAUCAAUUUGCUCUUGUUUCCUCAUCAAAGGCUGGUUUAAGAUUUCAAACAAGCGAUGGAUUAUUUAAUCGUUUUAGUAAACAUUUUGUUAUGGACUAUGUUCCAAAUAUGGAAGACCAACUCAAAAAUGAAACCCUUUCAAUGAAUGAACGAGUAGCCACUCGUACAGUUCGUCUCAAUAUCAACCGUGAAAAUCAAUAUCGUAAAAUUGUUGGUUUUGGUGGAGCAUUCACAGGGGCCGUUUCAUAUCUUUUGGAGAAACUACCACAAGAAGUGCAGGAUCACAUGUACAAAUCUUAUUAUGCCGCCGAUGGUAUUGGUUGGAAUUUAAUGCGUAUGUCCAUAGGAGGUUGUGAUUUCGAUUUAGCUCCUUGGGCUUAUAAUGAAGAACCCGUUAACGAUCCGGAAUUGUCUGGUUUUACACAAUUGGAUCUCCGAGACCAGACCAAAGUUAAACAAAUACACCGCCUUAAGGAAGUGGCCGAGCCAAAUAAUUUACGCAUCAAAGGUGCUGCCUGGAGUGCACCACCCUGGAUGAAGACCAAUAAUAAAUGGACCGGUUUUGGCCGUUUGAAGAAGGAAUACUAUCAAACAUGGGCAAAUUAUCACAUGAGAUGGUUGGAACUUAUGGAAGAGAAUGGUCUACCCAUAUGGGCCAUUUCGACUGGCAAUGAACCUAUGAAUGGCAUAGCCUUUAUGUUUUUUGUACGAUUCAUGAGCAUGGGCUGGCAUCCAUUUAACCAGGCUGUUUGGCUUAGUGAUAAUCUAGGGCCCACCAUACGCAAUUCGAAAUACAAGGAUUUGGUUAUUUUUGGUAAUGAUGAUCAACGUUACACCUUUCCCAAAUGGUUUGAUUGGAUGAAAUUGAGACGCUCGGACUCUGUGAAAUAUUUGGAUGCUUUGGCUGUGCAUUGGUAUUGGGAUGAAAUUUUCAAACCCAGUUUCAUUGAUCAGACCUUGGCUAAAAUGCCCGAAAAGGAUCUUUUGGUAACAGAAUCCUGCAUUGGAGACAAGCCUUGGCAAAAGGCUGGCCCUAUUUUGGGCUCUUGGUAUCGUGGUGAGAAAUAUGCCCGCGCUUUCUUGCAAAAUCUGCAACAUGGUUACAAUGGCUGGAUUGAUUGGAAUUUGAUAUUGGAUGAAAAUGGUGGACCAAAUUAUGUCAAUAAUACUGUAGAUGCUCCCAUUAUCAUUGAUACUUCAAAUCCCACUGAAAUUUUGAAGCAGCCCAUGUUCUACGCCAUGGGUCAUUUCUCCAAAUUUAUACCUGAGGGCUCGAUACGCAUUGAUGCCAUACCCAGUAAUGUUAAUAUUGAUAGCGUGGCCUAUUUGCGUCCUGAUGGAACUAUUUCAGCGGUUCUUUUUAAUAGUGGUAACGCCAAUGUGGAAAUCAGUGUAAUCGACAGUGAACGAGGCAGUGUUGUUUUAGUUGUACCACCUCGCUCCAUUCAUACCAUCAUUUAUCAUUGAUUGAAUAAAUAAUUUUUAGCUGGUUGAUGAUAAUCUCCAAUUUUGUUCAUGUGCAUAGUGAGUUGUAGUAUGCGACUUUCACACAAAUAAAAUGUAAA